Molecule: messenger RNA, 1443 nt
Organism: Tarenaya hassleriana
Lineage: Eukaryota; Viridiplantae; Streptophyta; Magnoliopsida; Brassicales; Cleomaceae
Product: cysteine synthase, chloroplastic/chromoplastic-like
Exons: 10
Coding region: 61-1257 (398 amino acids)
Biological process (GO): pollen tube growth; double fertilization forming a zygote and endosperm
Cellular component (GO): cytoplasm
Molecular function (GO): cysteine synthase activity
Source: RefSeq, a predicted model, not a curated record
AGUAGCUGUACAGUGUCCCAAUUGCGAGUCAGAUUCACAGGCGAAGGCGAUAGAGCACGUAUGGCGAUGGCAGCUUCGUCUUCCUCUUCUCUCCUCCUCAAUCCAUUGAGUUCUCGCCUCCGGAACUUGCCGGAGCUCUCCUCUCUCUCCUUCACCGCCGCGGGCGCUCUCGAUUUCGGCUCCGCGGCUUUGGUGCUGAAGAACCAGAGACGGAGGUGUGUGACUGUCUCUUCCCGUGAUCGAUCUGUCGUUUGUAAGGCGGUGUCUGUGAAGCCCGAGGCUGGAGUUGAAGGGCUCAACAUUGCCGAUGAUGUCUCUCAGCUUAUCGGGAGAACACCGAUGGUGUACUUGAAUAACAUAGUGAAUGGCUGUGUUGCAAAUGUUGCUGUUAAGCUUGAAAUCAUGGAGCCAUGUUGCAGUGUCAAGGAUAGGAUUGGAUACAGUAUGAUCACUGAUGCUGAGCAAAAAGGACUUAUAACACCUGGAAAGAGUGUUCUUGUGGAACCCACUAGUGGAAACACAGGCAUCGCCCUUGCGUUUAUUGCUGCUGCAAAGGGCUAUAAACUUAUCUUGACAAUGCCAGCAUCCAUGAGUUUGGAGAGAAGGGUUCUUCUAAAGGCAUUUGGAGCAGAGCUUGUAUUAACAGAUCCUGCUAAAGGCAUGACUGGAGCAAUUCAGAAAGCUGAACAGAUCUUGAAAAGCACUCCCAAUGCCUACAUGCUUCAACAGUUUGACAAUCCUGCUAAUCCAAAGAUUCAUUACGAGACCACUGGUCCUGAGAUUUGGGAAGAUACUAGAGGCAAGGUAGAUAUAUUUGUUGCGGGAAUUGGAACUGGUGGAACAAUCAGCGGUGUCGGCCGAUACAUCAAAGAGAGAAAACCUGGAGUGAAGGUUAUUGGUGUAGAACCUACAGAAAGCGACAUACUUUCUGGUGGAAAACCUGGACCUCACAAGAUUCAAGGAAUAGGAGCAGGAUUUGUACCUAAGAAUUUGGAUCUGAAUAUUAUGGAUGAAGUCAUAACGAUAUCCAGUGAAGAAGCUAUUGAAACCGCAAAGCAAGUAGCUCUGCAAGAAGGCUUAUUGGUCGGUAUAUCUUCGGGAGCUGCGGCUGCUGCUGCUGUCAAGGUUGCAAAGAGACCGGAGAAUGCUGGGAAACUCGUAGCUGUCGUGUUCCCAAGCUUUGGGGAACGUUACCUCUCGACGCCUCUUUUCCAGUCUAUCAGAGAAGAAUGCGAGAAAAUGCAGCCUGAGCCAUGAACUUCCCUCCGCCCCUUCUGGCUUGUUCUUCCUCUCCAAAUCUCCUCUUCUACUGUUCAUUUUGUAAUUGAUGUUUGCAUCCCAAUAAAGCAUUUGAAUAAAAAUCCUUGUUAUAUGGGUGAUUGGUUGCGUAAUGACGCUCAAAUACAGCGUUUGCGAUAGCGAUUGCGAUUGCGAUUGUGGGUA